GGUUCGGUGGCUGAGAGAGCAUUGGGUGCCCUGAGUCCAUGAUGGGCCAGUGUUCCGCAUGCAUCUAUCACAUGGGUCCAUGGAGGAUGUUGAGCCCGGAGGAAGACUUUGCACUGGGCCCAAUGGCCCCAGGUCAGCGUUCGUCAGCCAGGUGCCCAGUCUCUGGUGCACUGAAGAUCAGGCCCUUCCUGGCGCCCUGGUCUCCUGCAUUGAGCUGUGUGAGCUCUUCCACAUAGGAGGGCCCCCUGGCAUUGACUGGCAUAGGGUUCAGUGGCGGAGAGAGCAUCGGGUGCCCUGCGUCUGUGACGGGCCAGUAUUCCACAUGGAUCUCAUCACAUGGUCCAUGGAAGGCGAGCAUCCCUGAGCUGGCACACCCCACCUUCUGCCCGCAUGGAGGG
Molecule: messenger RNA, 398 nt
Organism: Piliocolobus tephrosceles (Ugandan red Colobus)
Lineage: Eukaryota; Metazoa; Chordata; Mammalia; Primates; Cercopithecidae
Exons: 4
Coding region: 59-364 (101 amino acids)
Source: RefSeq, a predicted model, not a curated record